UUGAAUUAGUUUUCAUUUGUCUGGCUUCUUCAUCGGUUGGUUUUAUAAAAUUACUUCAAAGAAAUGUUGAAAAGUGCGAUUGUAUUUUCUUUGUUUGCGCUUUUAACAUUUUCAGAAACUUGUUAUGGAGCUCAAACAAACACUAUUCCAAGUUUGGAAAGAGAAGUGGCCACUUUACGUGGCGAAGUAGAGAAACUUGAAAAAGCGGCACUCAACAAGGAUGAAAUGAUAGCAAUGUUGCGAAUUAAAACUGCUCAGGAAACAGAGCAAAUUGAGGAGCAGGAAAAGCAAAUAAAGGAAUUGAAGUCUCUACUCUCCGAAUAUGUGCUUGAGUCCAAUAAAUGCCACUCCUCCAGCUGUUUGUGUAAAGAAACUGAACUACAUACUAUCAAAAUACCUGGAGCAGAACCGUUCCAAGUUUCUUGUGACUCGUCAAUAGCUGGUUCCGGCUCCGGGUGGACAGUGAUUCAGCGUCGCACCAAUGGCAAGGAGAAUUUCAACCGCGACUGGAGAGACUAUCAAAGGGGCUUUGGUGAUUUACAAGGAGAAUUCUUCAUUGGUCUUGACAAACUGCAUCUGAUCACCAAGUCGCAGCCUCACGAACUUUAUAUAGUGCUUCAGAACUUGAACAAUGAGACCCGAUAUGCUAAAUACGAUAGUUUUUCAAUUGGCAAUGACGACGCAUCGUUCCAAAUCACUUCCCUUGGCAAGUUCUCAGGCACUGCAGGCGAUGGCUUGAGAUUCCACGACAACAUGAAGUUCUCAACCUUUGAUCAAGACAACGAUAGAAGCAAUAGAAAUUGCGCGGAUGAGAAUAGCUCUGGCUGGUGGUUUAACAAUUGCUAUCAUUGCAAUCUCAAUGGUCCCUACAACGGUGGAUUCUAUUGGUAUCCUUGGCAACGAAAUGUGCUCAAGUUCUCACAAAUUAUGAUUAGACCAAAAGUGUAAAGUGAACUUCAAAUACAAAUAAAUUCAUAUGGCUUA
Drosophila nasuta is the source of this 984-nucleotide messenger RNA. RefSeq names its product fibrinogen-like protein 1. The transcript has 3 exons. The record is from RefSeq and is a predicted model, not a curated record. NCBI's taxonomy places the organism in Eukaryota, Metazoa, Arthropoda, Insecta, Diptera, Drosophilidae. Bases 64 to 948 code for a protein of 294 amino acids.